Molecule: messenger RNA, 2490 nt
Organism: Megachile rotundata (alfalfa leafcutting bee)
Lineage: Eukaryota; Metazoa; Arthropoda; Insecta; Hymenoptera; Megachilidae
Product: polyubiquitin-A
Molecular function (GO): protein binding
Source: RefSeq, a predicted model, not a curated record
GAGAAUGUCAAGGCGAAGAUCCAGGACAAAGAGGGAAUCCCUCCAGACCAGCAACGAUUAAUCUUUGCAGGGAAGCAGCUCGAAGAUGGAAGGACACUGUCAGAUUAUAACAUUCAAAAAGAAUCCACACUUCAUCUGGUUCUAAGACUUCGAGGAGGAAUGCAAAUCUUCGUGAAGACACUCACAGGGAAAACCAUCACUCUGGAAGUCGAAGCUUCUGACACAAUUGAAAAUGUAAAGGCGAAGAUCCAGGACAAAGAGGGAAUCCCUCCAGACCAGCAACGAUUAAUCUUUGCAGGGAAGCAGCUCGAAGAUGGAAGGACACUGUCAGAUUAUAACAUUCAAAAAGAAUCCACACUUCAUCUGGUUCUAAGACUUCGAGGAGGAAUGCAAAUCUUCGUCAAGACUCUCACAGGAAAAACCAUCACCCUGGAAGUCGAAGCUUCUGACACAAUUGAAAAUGUAAAGGCGAAGAUCCAGGACAAAGAGGGAAUCCCUCCAGACCAGCAACGAUUAAUCUUUGCAGGGAAGCAGCUCGAAGAUGGAAGGACACUGUCAGAUUAUAACAUUCAAAAAGAAUCCACACUUCAUCUGGUUCUAAGACUUCGAGGAGGAAUGCAAAUCUUCGUCAAGACUCUCACAGGAAAAACCAUCACCCUGGAAGUCGAAGCUUCUGACACAAUUGAAAAUGUAAAGGCGAAGAUCCAGGACAAAGAGGGAAUCCCUCCAGACCAGCAACGAUUAAUCUUUGCAGGGAAGCAGCUCGAAGAUGGAAGGACACUGUCAGAUUAUAACAUUCAAAAAGAAUCCACACUUCAUCUGGUUCUAAGACUUCGAGGAGGAAUGCAAAUCUUCGUGAAGACUCUCACAGGGAAAACUAUCACCCUAGAAGUGGAAGCCUCAGACACAAUAGAGAAUGUCAAAGCUAAGAUCCAAGACAAAGAAGGAAUUCCUCCAGACCAGCAACGAUUAAUCUUUGCAGGGAAGCAGCUCGAAGAUGGAAGGACACUGUCAGAUUAUAACAUUCAAAAAGAAUCCACACUUCAUCUGGUUCUAAGACUUCGAGGAGGAAUGCAAAUCUUUGUCAAGACACUCACAGGGAAAACCAUCACCCUGGAAGUCGAAGCUUCUGACACAAUUGAAAAUGUAAAGGCGAAGAUCCAGGACAAAGAGGGAAUCCCUCCAGACCAGCAACGAUUAAUCUUUGCAGGGAAGCAGCUCGAAGAUGGAAGGACACUGUCAGAUUAUAACAUUCAAAAAGAAUCCACACUUCAUCUGGUUCUAAGACUUCGAGGAGGAAUGCAAAUCUUCGUCAAGACUCUCACAGGAAAAACCAUCACCCUGGAAGUCGAAGCUUCUGACACAAUUGAAAAUGUAAAGGCAAAGAUCCAGGACAAAGAGGGAAUCCCUCCAGACCAGCAACGAUUAAUCUUUGCAGGGAAGCAGCUCGAAGAUGGAAGGACACUCUCUGAUUACAACAUUCAAAAAGAAUCCACACUUCAUCUGGUUUUGAGACUUCGAGGAGGAAUGCAAAUCUUCGUGAAGACUCUCACAGGGAAAACUAUCACCCUAGAAGUGGAAGCCUCAGACACAAUAGAGAAUGUCAAAGCUAAGAUCCAAGACAAAGAAGGAAUUCCUCCAGACCAGCAACGAUUAAUCUUUGCAGGAAAGCAGCUCGAAGAUGGGAGGACACUGUCAGAUUAUAACAUUCAAAAAGAAUCCACCCUUCAUCUGGUUCUAAGACUUCGAGGAGGAAUGCAAAUCUUCGUCAAGACUCUCACAGGAAAAACCAUCACCCUGGAAGUCGAAGCUUCUGACACAAUAGAGAAUGUCAAAGCUAAGAUCCAGGACAAAGAGGGAAUACCUCCAGAUCAGCAACGAUUAAUCUUUGCAGGAAAGCAGCUCGAAGAUGGGAGGACACUCUCUGAUUACAACAUUCAAAAAGAAUCCACACUUCAUCUGGUUCUGAGACUUCGGGGAGGAAUGCAAAUUUUCAUCAGUACAUCUACAGAAAAGAUGGUCACCUUGGGAGUCGCAUCUUCAAAUACAACUGAGAAUGUUAUGGAUAAAAUUCAGGACGAAGAAGGAAUCACUGCUGAUCAACUUCAAGGGGUCACACAAACGCACAUUCCAUUAAAUUAUUCGAAAUUGAUGGUUGCUGACAAGCUCUUCGAUCAUGACGGUUUGAUGAGUUAUGUAAGCUACGGACUGUCUUACAGUUAGUAGUAACUAUGAAGAUUCACACCCUUGAGCCAUUCGCAGAGAGUUACAUCUUUGUCGGCGAUGUCUAUUACAAAUGAUAGUAUUGAUAGUCUCUUUUAUUUGUUUUUUUUUUUAUGAACAUUUCAUGUAUUCAUUAGUACUUGUUGUCGGUAUGUAGAUGUUUAUUCAUAAAUGUAUUACGAGAAUGAUAAAUUGUAUGGCUCAAAUUACUCUUAAGAACUCAUUCUUGUAAUUCGUUUGCGUUCAUUAAAGAACCAUCUGAAUAUA